This is a messenger RNA of Menidia menidia (Atlantic silverside), 1629 nucleotides long. The record is from the annotation of a GenBank genome assembly. Lineage: Eukaryota; Metazoa; Chordata; Actinopteri; Atheriniformes; Atherinopsidae.
AUGGACGGAUGCGGGGUAACCGUUGAUGACGGGGACCCCCCGGUUGUAUUUUUUCUGGACAUCCUGCGUUCGGCCACCAUUUUGGGAGUCAAAACGCGUAAGAAACGGCCGCCCACGCCUCUCCGUGGCCUUAAUAUGGUUCACACAUGUGUGGUGGCAGGCUGUAGGAACCGAAGGACGCCGGGCACCACCUUAUCUUUCUACCGUUUUCCCCGGGACCCCGAGAGGAAGCAGCGGUGGGUAGCGGCCGUUAACCGGGAGGGCUGGGUACCAAACGACGGCAGUCGGCUGUGUAGUACUCACUUCAUCUCAGGUAAACAGGUAAAGAACCCUCGUUCGCCCGAUUAUGUCCCCUCUGUGUUCACCGCAGCUCCCUUAUCCCCAGAGAUGAAGGAGCCGGCCGCCCCGGAGCUCGCCGACAAGCAGGAGGCCCACGUGGAGGCAGCCAACGCCCUGCUGUUCCUGCAGGGCCAGGGCCGCCCCGCCCCCCACCGCCCCCCCCAGGGACAGCGCCCCCCGGAGGCCGAGGACAGCGGGUCGUCCUCCCUCAGCGACGAAGAGGACGACGACCAGGACGAAGAUGAGAAGGAGUCUCUGAACGACUCCAAGAGGGGGAGGUUGGACGUGUGUCUGGACUCGGCCGACGCCCUGCGGGCGCUGAAGAAGGAGAACCAGUUCCUGAGGGAGUCCGUGGAGAAGAUGUCCCUCUCGGAGAGCUCGUUCAGGAACGACGCGGAGAAGGUGAAGUUCUACACCGGUUUGCCCAACUACUUCGUCCUGGAGACGGUCAUGUGGCUGCUGGCGCCGCACAUGGACGGCGUGAAGAACGCGCGGCUCUCCAAGUUCCAGCAGCUGCUGCUGACCCUCAUGCGGCUGCGCCUGGACCUCCGCAACCAGGACCUGGCCUACCGCUUCGGGGUGAAGGUUGCCACGGUGACGCGGACCGUGCACCGCAUGGUGCACAUCAUGUCCGCCGCCCUGGUGCCCACCGCCGUCUUCUGGCCGUCGCGGGCCGAGCUGAGGAAGAACCUGCCGGCCGCCCUGCGCGGCGCCCACCCGGACUGCGCCGUCAUCCUGGACUGCUUCACCGUCGCCUUCGAGGAGGCGGGGCAACAACAGGGCCGGGCGCCAUCGCCGCCAUCUUCCUCACCGCCCGCUCCCGGCCCCGGCGUGCUGAAGUACCUGAUCGGCCUGGCGCCGCAGGGCGUGGUCACCUUCGUCUCCAGGGGCGUGACGGGCGGCGUGAGCAACCAGAGCCUCGCCGAGGGCUGCGGCGUCCUCUGCAAGCUCCUCCCCGGCGACGUGGCGCUCGCCGCCCGCGACCUGGACAUCGCCGAGGCCGUGGCCGCGCGCGGCGCCCGGUUCAAAAUAGCCGGCGCCUGCCCGGAGGAGGCGGGCGGACAGUCAGAGGGGGCGCCGACGGCAACGCCGGACACGGCGAGCGUGCAGAGGCACGUGGAGAGGGUGGUUUCCAUGGUGAAGCGGCGGUACGCCAUGCUGACCGGGCCCGUGGAGAGCCCCUUUGGCUCCGCCCCCGAGCGCGCCUCCAGCCUCUCCACCUUCGAUAAGAUCGUGCAAGUCGCCUGUGCCUUAAACAACCUCUGCAUCUCCGCCGCCCCCCUGGAGUGA